Eptesicus fuscus (big brown bat) is the source of this 1053-nucleotide messenger RNA. RefSeq names its product G protein subunit alpha transducin 1 (gene GNAT1). Gene Ontology annotation, biological process: adenylate cyclase-modulating G protein-coupled receptor signaling pathway. Bases 1 to 1053 code for a protein of 350 amino acids. The record is from RefSeq and is a predicted model, not a curated record. Gene Ontology annotation, molecular function: G protein-coupled receptor binding; GTP binding; G-protein beta/gamma-subunit complex binding. Gene Ontology annotation, cellular component: heterotrimeric G-protein complex. The transcript is spliced from 8 exons. NCBI's taxonomy places the organism in Eukaryota, Metazoa, Chordata, Mammalia, Chiroptera, Vespertilionidae.
AUGGGGGCUGGGGCCAGCGCCGAGGAGAAGCACUCUCGGGAGCUGGAGAAGAAGCUGAAAGAGGAUGCUGAGAAGGACGCCCGGACCGUGAAGCUGCUGCUUCUGGGUGCCGGCGAGUCCGGGAAGAGCACCAUCGUCAAGCAGAUGAAGAUCAUCCACCAGGACGGGUACUCGCUGGAGGAGUGCCUGGAGUUCAUCGCCAUCAUCUACGGCAACACGCUGCAGUCCAUCCUGGCCAUCGUGCGCGCCAUGACCACGCUCAACAUCCAGUACGGAGACUCCGCGCGCCAGGAUGACGCCCGGAAGCUGGUGCACAUGGCAGACACCAUCGAGGAGGGCACGAUGCCCAAGGAGAUGUCGGACAUCAUCCAGCGGCUGUGGGAGGACGCGGGCAUCCAGGCCUGCUUCGAGCGCGCCUCGGAGUACCAGCUCAACGACUCGGCGGGCUACUACCUCUCCGACCUGGCGCGCCUGGUGACCCCGGGCUACGUGCCCACCGAACAGGACGUGCUGCGCUCGCGUGUCAAGACCACCGGCAUCAUCGAGACCCAGUUCUCCUUCAAGGACCUCAACUUCCGGAUGUUCGACGUGGGCGGGCAGCGCUCGGAGCGCAAGAAGUGGAUCCACUGUUUCGAGGGCGUGACGUGCAUCAUCUUCAUCGCGGCGCUGAGCGCCUACGACAUGGUGCUGGUGGAGGACGACGAGGUGAACCGCAUGCACGAGAGCCUGCACCUGUUCAACAGCAUCUGCAACCACCGCUACUUCGCCACCACGUCCAUCGUCCUCUUCCUCAACAAGAAGGACGUGUUCUCCGAGAAGAUCAAGAAGGCGCACCUGAGCAUCUGCUUCCCCGACUACGACGGGCCCAACACGUACGAGGACGCGGGCAACUACAUCAAAGUGCAGUUCCUGGAGCUCAACAUGCGACGCGACGUGAAGGAGAUCUACUCCCACAUGACGUGCGCCACCGACACGCAGAACGUCAAGUUCGUCUUCGAUGCUGUCACCGACAUCAUCAUCAAGGAGAACCUCAAAGACUGCGGCCUCUUCUGA